AAAGUUAGGUUAGCUGGAUGUGUCUUUUCUAGUGUACAGAAGUUAGUUGCAUUACACCUAUACCCAUUUUAAAUAUGCUUGGUAUUAUUCCUAAAACAAAGGAAUAGGAGACAAAGCGUCAUGUCAUUGUAGGGUUAUUCAGGUAUCGUCUUGCAGAAGGCUGCUCACUGAUAACCCCGCCCACCGACCGCCAAUCACUCUUAAAGGCCACGUCUCCGCUUUUUCUACCCCCAGUUUUACAGCAGAAACCCUUCAUCCCUGAAUGCGAACGCAUUGCUGAGCAGGAGGUGAAUAAAGCAGACAGUAUGCUGCGGUGGAGAGUGUCGAAGCCCACCGUGCUGAGUCUCGUGUUAAUCCAGGCGGCUGCAGUGGUGCUUCUGUACGGUUGGUACAGCCGUCCACCGUCUCCAAACACUGCUGCGUCCGAGGGCAAGGUGCAUGUGCUGCUCCUGUCCUCAUGGAGAUCCGGCUCCUCGUUCUUGGGCCAGGUGUUCAACCAGCAUCCGGACGUCUUUUACCUGAUGGAGCCCGGCUGGCACGUGUGGACAUCUAUCCAGCAGGCCGGUGCGCGCAGUUUGCGGAUGGCGGUGCGCGAUAUGAUUCGCAGCAUCUUUCAAUGCGACAUGUCAGUGAUGGACGCUUACAUGCCCCAGCCGCGCAACGUCUCCAACAUCUUCAUGUGGAGCCACAGCCGCGCGCUCUGCUCUCCGCCCGCUUGUUUUCUCAGGGCGCGCGACGAGAUUAGCAAAGAGCAAGACUGCAAGCUGCACUGUGACACGCAAGGUUUGAAGCUCGCAGAGGCGGCGUGUCGGACUUACAGCCAUGUGGUGCUAAAAGAGGUGCGCUUCUUCGAGUUGGAGUCGCUGUAUCCGCUAUUGCGCGACCCAAGUUUGGAUCUGCGCAUCAUCCAUCUGGUUCGCGAUCCUCGAGCGGUGCUUCGUUCCCGUGAGCAGUCGGUCAAAGCCCUGGUCAAAGACAGCGCUAUAGUCCUGGAGCAGGCUAAUGUCCCAGAAAAGGAUAAGUCUUAUCAGGUCUUGCAGGAGAUUUGUCGCAGCCACGUGCGAAUUUAUGAAACCGCCACAUUAAAGCCGCCCGAUUUCCUGAGGGGGCGCUAUAAGAUGGUGCGUUAUGAGGAUCUAGUGCGCAACACGCUGGCCGAGAUUGAAGCCAUGUAUGAGUUUGUGGGUUUGGAGAUGACUGAAGAGUUGCAGGAGUGGAUCUACCGCAUCACACACGGGAAGGGUAAGGGAACGAGGAAGGAGGCCUUCAAGAUCACCUCACGAAAUGCCGAGGACGUCUCUCUGGCUUGGCGAACCACUUUACCAUUUGAGAAAGUCCAGCGCAUCCAGAAGGUCUGCAAAGGAGCCAUGACUCUGCUGGGAUAUAAGACGGUGGACAGUGAGAAAGAGCAGAAGCUGCUGAAUUUAGAUGUGAUGACCCCACGAGAGCGCUAUCAGUUCAGCUGGCUGCCCUCGAAAAGCACAACCACGAAAGUAUCAAAAACAUAAAGACUUAAGAACUGUGGCAUUUGCCCUCGUUCGCUUCAUACAAAAGGACAAUUGAACUUGAGUGUGCCAUUGAGCUGCAGAGAACGGGACACUAGAGCAAUAAAGCGCUGUUCUCUUCCUUAACACAGCUUUUAACACUGGAUGCUGUUUUUGAAGAAAUUAUGGUCCAAUAAUGAACUUCAAAAUGUAUUGACAGAGAAACUAUUAUGGUGUUUUUUUUAUUUAUGAAAAGAACAUUGCAUUUCAAAUUGACAUUGUAGAUGCGGGUUGAAUCAGGUUGACCAGUUCGGAGCAGACGUCACAGUUACGCAUUGUGGUGGCAGAAAACACUGGUAACGAGUGGAGGUGACCGGGUGAAAUCCACGGAAUAAGAGAAAAACGGUAGCACUUUAUUUUACAGUACUGUUACUCAUGUACGUAGUAUGUAUUUAUUCUAGUAAUUACGAUAACUAGGUAUUAACCCUGAACCUACCCCUGAACUUAAUCCUACCCUGUGAAGUUACCUUAUAUUAUCAGUACUUUCUUAGGUACUUACACUGUAAGUACACUGUAGGUGCAUGAAAGUGCACAUACUGUAAAAUAAAGUGCAACCGAAAAAGAUGUAUUGUUGUGCCUUUGGAUCUCAGAAUUGGAAUGCAAAUAAUUUUUAUAGAAUACAAAGACGCCAUAUGAAACUAAACGCAGACGUUUGGAUGGACAGACUGUUGAUGAAAACGGCUUAGAUUACUUUUAAAGCGUAAAUUUGAUUUAAACCAUAGAUCUACAUAAUAUUCACACAUGCAGUUCAGCUCAUUAGCCGUACAGUUAAAGCAUGAAAUAUUAUGUAAACCUAUAACAUUUUACAUAACACUUAACUAUUCUCACAGUGCUGACUAUUUUUCUCGCAAAUGCAAGUUUAUCCCCUGGUUUCACAGACAGGGCUUAAAAUGUAAGUCUGAGCUGUUUCAGCUGAAAGAAACUUGAUUGAUCUUCAAAUAUAUCAAUGCCUUUUUGUCUCAAGAUUGACACCAAUGUUUUUUUUUUUGUUCUUCUUCUCUAAGGCACGUUUAUAAAAAUUACUUGAAUGUCCUAAUUAAACUAUGGCCUAACCCUGGCUUAGUCUAAGCCCUGUCUGUGAAACUAGGCCCAUGUCUCUUAGUUCGGACUCGAUUUAACUCAACAACAGUGAGUUUGUCAAUUCUGAGGAAAAAAAGCCAGAAGUGGGGGAUACAAACUCAUGGUUGAUAUUUCUCAUCUGAAUUGUGAGAAUCUCAGAAUUAUGAGAAUAAAGCCAUCAUUUUAAAACAUAAACUCAAAUUUGCCUAUUUUAUUAUUCUUUAAUUAUAUGGCUUCUAUAGACUGCUACUUUAAAACUGAAAUUUUCUGCCACCAGGUAGGCUCCGCCCAUAAAAAAAAAACACUGUUAACAGUCAACACUAUUUGCAAACACAAAAUUGGUCUAUGGGACUGUGUUUCUCGUGUGUAUCACAAAAAUGCCAUUCAGCUUUCCACAGAUUUACAAUGACUCUGACUGCAUGAAGCUGAAUAUCAGUGUCGUGAAGAAAGUAGUUCCUGCUCCUUGAGACCCACUGUCCUGCAGAGCUGGGCUUCAGACCUAAUCAAACACACCUGAACCAGCGCACCAAGCUCUUCAGGAUCACUCAGUUUACACUGUCGGACCCAGGAGCAGGGGUCAAGACCUAGGAAGUAGUUAACAUUUGGUUGUAUGUUUGGAUGUUAUAUUAGUUUUAUUCUGUUAUACUAGAGUUUUUUUUUUUUUUUUUUAAGCUUUAGACUAGUUGUGGUCCACGUUCUUGCUGGAUUUAGACUUUAAUCAGAAAAAAAAAAUCUUUCCAACUGUGAUUGGAUGUGCCUUUUUUUUGAUGUUGCCCAUCAGUUGAAUCCUUGCUACAUGUUGCUGUGAAGCUCUUUGCCUAACUGAACAAAGAAAGAAAGACACAGUGGAUAAAUAUGGGUGCAAAAGCCAAAAAUAAUGCAGAAAUUUAAUGCAAAUAAUAGGAAACAAUUGCCUAAAAAGUUCCCACAAAGCUCCUAUAAGCAGGAUGUCAGAGCAUUCAGCUCUAAAUGCAUACAGAGUAAAAACAUUUAUUAAAAAUAAUAUAAUCUGCAAUAAUUAAAAGCAAAUAUAAUUAUUGUAUAAUCACCACUAAAGUUAUAUAAUUUCAACCAAAAUUAAAUAAUUACCAGGAUUCAAUUUGUGCUCUAUACAAAAAUUCCUGGGAUAAUUACUAGCAAAAAAUCCUAACGCUAGAUUUCCAAGUGAACAAUAAUAUACAAUAGAGCGAGUAUGUAAGUUAUGGGAGUAGCAUAAUAUUGGAUUUUAUAUGAAGGUAUUUAUGAGACCGUUAAACAGCAUACAGUUAAUUAUAUUACUUGGAGAAAAGAUUGUUUAUGCUGUUAUUAUUUAUUACACAUAAGGGCAAAAAGUGUUGUUGCUGCCAGUUUAUAGAUCAAGAGAGGCCUGUGCAAAAGAAAACUCCUCUUUCUCUGUUGAGUCACUCAAUUAUGGUUACAUGUGGCACUGCCUUAUUUUCUCACUUGUUUUACAAGACAAAAUACAUGCAGAUUCAAGAGACUAUCUUACAGGUUCACUUAGAAUGUGAAUUUAUCUUGUUUUGAGGAUGUUUAGAUAUUCUACUGGAAAGCAAAGCGAGGAUGCUAAUUUUAAAUUAACUGGAGCGAGAGAGAGUCCUCUUUAAGGUUCAGUGUUAGCUAAAGUAAUUGGAAGAAAAUCAGCUUUAGGGAGGUUAAUGUUCUGAUUAUAUCCAUUAGAGAAAAAACAAACUGAUUAUGUCGUCCAUGUGUUUAUCUGAUCUUAAAUAUUUAAAUGCUUGAGCGAUUUCAAAAUGAAAUGAUUUGGGGUGAAGAGAACAUUUUUUUGGUCUCUUUAAAUCUAUUUAUAUUUACUAAAAGUGAUUUUAAAAAUUACAUGCUCAAAGCUUUGAAAAGUGAAAAUGUAUAUAUUGAUUAAAGAGUAAAAUGUUUCUUUUUUUUUUUUAAUGACGACAAAUUAAUAAUAAAUAAUAAUAAAUUUUUCUUUACCAUAUGUGCUAGGCCAUCACUAACCGAUGUUGAAGAAGUGUUGAUAAAGUGUUGUACAUACACUGCUUUAUGAUUUUAUGACUGGUUUGAUUUUGGUAAACACGGAUGUCAGUUGCACGUCUGUGUUUUGCAGUUCUGUGGUACUGCUUUGUUUGUCAUUUGCAUAAAACGUUUUUAUUAUUCUUUGUACCUGUUCUCUAGAAUUGUAUACGCUGACAUUUGGAACCUAAUGUGAUCAAAUGUAAACUAUUUUAAAAUUGAUUUACUUUUUUAUGUUAAUUGAGAUAUUGCCGUUUCAUGUUUGAUUUCAAUGGAAGCUAGUAUUUUAUUGUGUUUUAUUAUGUUUGAAUCACUGAUUUAUAUUCAACACAUGUCUUAAAUCAGUUCAAGUGUAAAUGAAAAUGAAGAUAGCACAAGAUCAAGAGUCUCUUGUGUGACUCUAGAGAAUAUAUUUUGUUGACUUGUGAUCAGGAGGGAAGUCUGAUAAUGCAUUCAUCACAAUCUAUUCAGUUUUAAAAACUAUAGGGAGAGAGUGAGAUUUUAGAAGUGAAAUCAUGGUACACCUUUAGCUCGUAAGUAUUUAUGCUUGGCUUCAGUAAGUUUUCUCUAGGUUUUAUAAUUAAUGUUGGUCUUUUGGUUGUUUGCAACAUUAUGCCUCAUUCCUAAAAUUGUCUGUCUGAUCAAUGUGGAAUAAAAAUGUUUAGGAACCUUA
Cyprinus carpio (common carp) is the source of this 5262-nucleotide messenger RNA. RefSeq names its product carbohydrate sulfotransferase 6-like. Gene Ontology annotation, cellular component: Golgi membrane. Gene Ontology annotation, molecular function: N-acetylglucosamine 6-O-sulfotransferase activity. The record is from RefSeq and is a predicted model, not a curated record. Gene Ontology annotation, biological process: carbohydrate metabolic process; N-acetylglucosamine metabolic process; sulfur compound metabolic process. NCBI's taxonomy places the organism in Eukaryota, Metazoa, Chordata, Actinopteri, Cypriniformes, Cyprinidae.